CCUAAGCCAAUCGGGGUUCAGAGCGGGCGGGGCCCGUGCGUGGCUGGUCUGCGCCCUGCUGGGGACUUUGAACUUGGGGCCUGAGCCGGGCGGGGCCGGGCCAUGGAGCGCAGGGCGGCCGGGUCCCUGGGGCUGCUCUCCGAGGAGAACUUUCUGCGCCUGGCCGAGGCCGGGGUGCAGAGCCCCGAGUUCACCGCGCUCUGCGCCCAGCUGGUGGCGGAGCUCCGAGCCCUCUGCCCCCUGGAGGAGGACGUCAGUCCCACCAGCGGCCCCGAAGAUGCCGAGACCUUCCAGAUUGAGUUGAGCGGGCUGCUGCAGGAGCUGCACUGCCCCUACGCCGCGCUCACCACGGGGGACGUGACCGCCCGCCUGGGCAGCGCCCACCUCUGCCUCCAGCUGCUGUACUUCCUGAGCUCGGAGCUGCAGGCCGCCCGGCUCCUGAGCCGGAAACGCCCCCCUUCGCCGCGGCAGGGAGCAGGGGCCGGCACUGCCCAGCAGGAGCUGCUGCUCAUCAACCAGGUGCUGGGCAGGCCGGAGCCGGCCCCGACCUGCCCCAUCCCCCAGCUCCUGGAGGACAUAAAAUCCAAGGUAGCGGAGGCCCUGUCCGCGCUGCCCGCCGGCCACCAGGAGAUGGCACCGCUGCUGAGGGCGCCGCUGACGGCUCGGCAGUGGGAGGCGCUGGAGGGGAUCCGGCAAGCCCUAUGUGCCGAGUACGAAUGCCGCAAGCGCAUGAUGAUCACGCGCUUCAACGUCACCCUGCAGUCCUUCCACUGGUCCGAGAGGGCGAAGGCCCAGGGCUCCGCGCUGCUGGCGGCCGUCUCCCCGCUGCGGCAGGCUGAGUUGGUGGCCUCCGGCGUCACCCUGGCCCGGCUGCUGGCCACCCGCGCGGACGCCUCGCGCAUCGUCAGCACCAGCAGCGGGCGCUGCCGCCACCGGACCAGCUGUGCCAUCAACAAGGUGCUGAUGGGCGGCGUCCCAGACCGAGGGGGCCGCCCCAAUGAGAUCGAGCCCCCCAUGCCCACCUGGGAGAAGAGGCGCGAGGGGGGGGGAGGCCGACGGGGCAAGAAGAAGAAAUGAAGCCUGCUCCGUCUCUGCCGGGAGCCCCCCCCCUACACUGCAGGGGGGGCAGGCAGAGCACCUGGGGGGCAGAGACUCAAGGCCUCAGAGCCCAACUAUGCAGAGUGGGCGGUGGAGGGGAGCUGGGGCUCAGAGGGGCUGCGGCCCCCUACAGCCAGGGCAGGGCCGGCUCCAGGCACCAGCUGAGCAAGCAGGUGCUUGGGGCGGCCAAGGGGAAGGGGCGGCAUGUCGGGCGAUUCGGCGGAGGGUCCCUGUCCCUCUCGGAGGGAAGGACCUACCGCCGAAUUGCUGCCAAUCGCGGUCUUUUUUUUUUUUUGCCGCUUGGGGCGGCAAAAACCCUGGAGCCGGCCCUGAGCCAGGGGGUGAUAGCAGCUACUGAUCAGAGGUCAGGACGCCUGGGUUCUGGUCCCAGCUCUGGGAGGGGAGUGUGGGGGGGCUGGAGCCAGGACUCCUGGGUUCUGGGAAGGGAAGUGCAUGGAGUGUACCAUGUUGCACUUAACACAUCCCCCAGCAGGGGGUGCUGCAGCUUUUGCUUUGGCAAGCGGAAUUUGGAGCGGAUUGUGUUAGAAGAGGCUGCGGGGAGGGGGCUCGGGGGCUGUGUGUGGCUUGUUGAUUGUCCUUUGUAAACUGAGGCACGAGGCGGUUGCCUUGCUGGUGCGGAGGGGGAGGGUCCUGCCCUGGGGACCCCGGCAGGCUGCGUUCAGGGGCUCUGCAGGGGGCUGGCAGGUUGAUCUAUGUUGUAAAUUUCAGGCUCUGGGCUCCAUCCAGGGGUCGGUUUGUACCGUGAUCGAAGGGCCCUUCCAAGGGCAUUAAAGUGUCGAAGCCAA
Chrysemys picta bellii (western painted turtle) is the source of this 1904-nucleotide messenger RNA. The record is from RefSeq and is a predicted model, not a curated record. NCBI's taxonomy places the organism in Eukaryota, Metazoa, Chordata, Testudines, Emydidae.